AUGGACGUUUUCGAAUUCGUUGACCCGUUGAGAAAAAGAAAAUUAACGAACAACUUAUUUGAUUUCGACAAAUAUGUGUAUAAAGAGAAGCUGGACGAAGCAGAGGAAAAGAAAAGCGACGAGCGUGUUUUGAAAAAGAAAAAAAAAAAAAAAUUGAGAAGAGUACUGGACAGCUCGAACAGUGUAGCGGAAAAUGAGAAGGAAGGAGGCUUCAAGAAUAACAAGAAAAGAAAUAGUGAAAUAAAAGGAGAAAAAACAGAGUUAAAUGGGCUAAACGGAAUUAGCGGAAUGAGCAGAAUGAGUGGACGAAAUGAAGCGAAGGAGGACACACUCAAAAAGGAGUAUGAUGGAGAAAGUCAGGUCUCUUCGUAUUUGAAGGAGAAUGAUCUUAUAACAUCGAAUGAAAAAGAAAUUGAGGAAUAUAAGAAUAACUUAAAGGUGUUAUUUGAGUGCAUAUUUAUAUCUAUAAAGAUAAAAAAUAAAAUUAUUGAAUAUUUUACAGCCAAUGAAAGAGAGAAAAGACAAGAUAUAAUAAAAGAAUUUGUAAAAGGGUCUUUCCGAAUAAGCAAUUAUGAUGCAAAUUUUGAAGAUUUUGAAAAACAUGUUGAUACGUUUCAUAAGUUAAAGAAUUAUCAAAAAUGUGGUGUUUUUUGGUUAUAUAUAUUAUAUAAAGAAAAAAAAAAUGGAAUCUUAGCUGAUGAAAUGGGAUUAGGAAAAACAGCACAGACUUGUGUAUUUUUAGAUUACAUGUACAGGACAGGAGAAUUACAAAAUAAAACGAUUAUUGUAGCACCAACUAGUUUGUUAAAAAAUUGGAAUAAUGAAAUAAAUAUGUGGUGUCCUUAUUUAAGAAAUCAUAAAAUAAUAUAUUAUGGAAGUCAGAAUGAGAGGAAAUAUUUAGCAUAUGAUAUUUUUACAAAUAAGACAAAUAAUAUACAUUUAAUUGUUACUAGUAUUAAUAUGCUUAUAGGUAAGAAUGAUGUUUCCUAUUUUCGACAAAUAAAAAAAUAUGAUUAUCUAAUAUUUGAUGAAGCCCACUUUUUGAAAAAUAAAAAUUCUUUAAUAUAUAAAAAAUUACAAAAAAAAAUUGUUUUUAAUAAUAAAAUAUUAUUAACAGGGUCACCUAUACAAAACAAGACACAAGAAUUGAUGAAUCUACUUUUGUUUCUAAUGCCAGAUAUAUUUACGGAAGAAAAUAUAAAUAAUGCCUUGAGUGCAUUUGUAAAAAUGUAUCAAGAUACUGUGAAUAAGAAGGACGGAGAGGAGCAGGCCAUAUCCGAAAGCACUCCACUGCGGAGCGACAAACUAUUUGAUAUAUAUGAUAUAAAGUCGGAGCGAGAUAGGGGAAGUACAGUGAAUGCGCAAUAUGCGGAAAAGCAGGUGGACGACAGGGGAAGCGAUGCAGGUGUAUACCUGACAGAAGAGACGAGCAAUAUUAUAAAAAAUUAUUUAAUCGAAAUUAUAAGAAACGAUGUAAAGCAUGUGGAGUUGAAGAAUAAGGAAAUAAUUUUAUUGCAACUUAUUAUAGAGCCAUAUAUUUUGAGAAGGUCGAAAAAACAUGUUUUCAUUGAUAUGCCUAAAAAACAUAGUGUUAUUAUAAAGUUACCAUUAAACUGUACACAAAUGAAUUUAUAUAAAGAUGAAAUAUUUUCAAAACUACAACAUACGCACAAGCAUCUUGAGUUUUUACAAAAGCAUUCAAGUAAAAGUGAACUGGAAAGGAUAAGCACCAUUCUGGAGAAGAAAGGAACUCAUAAGGGGGAUAAAGGAUUGGUGGAUGGAACAGGCAAUAAAGAAGCACUUAGCAUCGAUGUGGUAGUUAAGAAGCAGUCUAUUAAUGAAGCCGAUUCAUGUAACAACGGUCCGGAAAAGGGAAAUAGUGUUAGCGGGGAUGAUAUUGGCAAGAACGAUAUAAGCAGCAUGGAUCAUAUCGGAAAUAAUGAUAUGGGGAACGACGUUGACGAUGAUGACGAUGAUGAUGACAAGAUAGACGAGGAAACAAUAAACAUCGAACGAGCAGAGGAGGAGGAAAACAAGGAAAGUAAUAUAAUUAUUAAUAAGAGAGACGAUGAAUUAGUGCAAGAAGGUCUUACCACAGCUGGUAAAGAAGUGCGUGGAAAGAUGAUUAACGCCUCUAUAUUUAUUCUUCGCCGAAUAUGUAAUCAUCCAUUAUUACAUAAAUAUUACUACUCAGUAGAAGACAUAAAAAAUAUAUCCAAAUAUUUUUAUAACAACACAGAUCAAUAUAUAGAUUUAGAUUUAAAAACAGUAGAAAAUGAAUUUAUGAAAAUAUCAGAUUUUGAUAUCCAUUUAUCUAUUAAACAUUUAAUAUCACAAGGAGAUACAAAUUUAAAUAAAUAUUUAAUAGCAAAGGAGCAUAUUUUAAAUAGUACCAAAAUUCAUCAUAUGAUUUGUCUUAUUAGAGAAAUAAGACAAAAAAGAGAAAAAGUGUUAAUCUUCUCGCAGUUUACCACCUUCCUUGACAUAAUUGAAGAGGCUUUACUAUAUGAGUUUAUUUAUGAUGAACAAGAUUUCAAAAAUCAUUUGCAAUGCUUGAGGAGUACGCAGAGUGUUAGCAAGAACGAGCCUGGUGAAGGUAGUAAAGCUGUGGAGAGGGCGGGAGAUGGAGCAGCCCAAGAUGGAGUAACAGAAGGAGGAUUGUUAAUAGCGGAGGACUUGGACAAUACGGAAGAGAAAGAAAAUUCCAUUAAAAACAAAGAUCUAAAUAACGAUUAUAACAAAAGUGAAGAAAAGGAUUGUUGUUUUUCUUCAACUACAACAUCGACGUCUUUUACAUCUGAUAAUAAGACGAGAAAUCAAAUCUAUGUUAGACUGGAUGGUUCAACUAAUACUAUUGAAAGACAAAAAAUUAUAAAGCGUUUUUCAAAAAGCGAAAAUGUUUUUAUCUUUUUGCUGUCUACCAAGGCCGGGGGCGUAGGCCUCAACUUGAUUGCCGCCAACCACGUUAUUCUCAUGGAUCAGGACUGGAAUCCACACAACGAUAGACAAGCGGAGGAUAGAGUCCACAGGCUGGGUAAAGCAAACAGUGCAUAUUGUGUUUGUUUGAUUUAUAAUAUAUGUAUUUCAUUGCCAGAAAAACGAAGUUUACAUAUACAGGUUGUGCUGCAAGAACACCAUCGAAGAGAGCAUACUGAAGCAAAAUUACAUCUUGAUCAAGCUUUUGGCGGAAACAGCGAUUUGCUACAAAGUGCUUUGAUAAAGGAUGCAUUAAACGCAGUCGAUAUGAAAUAA
Molecule: messenger RNA, 3252 nt
Organism: Plasmodium malariae
Lineage: Eukaryota; Apicomplexa; Aconoidasida; Haemosporida; Plasmodiidae
Product: DNA helicase, putative
Exons: 5
Coding region: 1-3252 (1083 amino acids)
Cellular component (GO): nucleus
Molecular function (GO): chromatin binding; DNA binding; ATP binding
Source: RefSeq, a predicted model, not a curated record